Molecule: messenger RNA, 1677 nt
Organism: Cladocopium goreaui
Lineage: Eukaryota; Dinophyceae; Suessiales; Symbiodiniaceae
Source: the annotation of a GenBank genome assembly
AUGACUAUUCCGAAUGAUUUUCCCGACGGGCCAGUUCUGCUGGGGCAGAGGACCCUCCAGAUGGCUCCGGCAAAUGAGAAAUGCACGCAUGCUGAGACUGCCGAAGGAAAACACAUCAAGAAAGGUGGAUGUCCACGGCGGCUUCCUUUGGGAGCAUGGUUUCAGAUGCUGUAUGCGACCUUUGGUUCGUUUGUCCCACUGGCAAUGCUAUGCUAUGGUUGUCAGCAAAACUUUGCGAAAGCAUCGACAGAGUUUGCCUGCAAAUAUUACAUGAUGGAUGAGCUCAAGCUUGAUGGUGUCACAAUAGGGAGGUUCAUGACAGCUGCACAUGUUCCAUGGAAUAUUAAGCCGGUGCUUGGAAUGCUCUCAGACUCUGUCACUUUCUGCGGAUUCCACCGCACAUCGUACGUUGCAGCAAUGUGCUGCCUCAGCAUCACCAUGUACUCGUGGGUUGGUUUCAGUGCUGUGUCUGCCCUGGGUCUCCUGGCAUUCCUGACCGUCAACAAUUUCGCCACUGCAUUUACAGACGUGCUCGUUGAUGCCACUACGGCGCGGCUUGCGAGGUGUCAUGCGAGUCAAGCAUGUGAUCUUCAAACAGCGAUACGGGUAUCACAAGCUGCAGGUGGCCUCGCUUCGAGUGCCAUCAAGGGGACGUUGGUUUCAGUCCUCUCUCCCCGUGGCACGAUUAUGAGCAAUAUACUUUGCGUGGUAGUGGUUCUGGUUCCUGCGCUCAGAGGGUGGUUGCCAGAAGAACGGCUUCCAGGUAAAUGCUGCACUGCGAGCUUGAAAACAUGCAGCCAGAACUCUGGUUUGACUCUCGCGGCGGCCUUCUUGACCUUCCUUGCAGUGACUCUGUUUGUCUCACAGACCUUCUUGCCGGGCUGGCGGACAAGAGCAGCGGUGCUGAUUGUAUGCUCUGUUUCUGUAGUUGGUUGUGCCUACAAGGUCUUCAGCAAGAUCUCGCCAUAUCUCUGGAAGACCUCCGCACUGUUGUUUCUGCGGGCAUGUUUCCAACCAGGUUUGGGUGAAUCCAUGUUCGUAUGGAUGUCAAAAGAUCCCAACGGGCCGCGCUUCACACCAGAACUCCUGGGGCUGGCCGAUUGCUUCGGUCACGCGGGGCUGUUAGUAGGCGUAGUGAUCUUCAACAAAUUCCUGAGAAGCUGGAAAUACCGCAACAUUUUUUUGCUCGGGCAGCUUCUAGUGAUCCUGUUGCAGUUUAUGGACCUGAUCCUUGUUCUUCGGUGGAAUCUGCAUAUGGGACUUCCCGAUAUUGUGUUCUUCAUUGGGGACGAGACCUUCGACACGGCAGUGGAAAGGACAUUUUAUGUUCCUUUGGUCGUACUGGCCUACAAGGUUUGCCCUGGCCACCUGGAGGCGACGAUCUUUGCCACCCUCAUUGCAACCAGCAACAUCGGAGUUGACUGUGGGAAGUAUUUGGGAGUCGCUUUAGCCGAAGUUUGGGGAAUUGUGGGUGAAGACUUUCAAUACUUGCCACACGGCAUCAUCUCCAAAGCAUUGUUUCGCUUGGUGCCGAUUCCGUUUAUUCUGAUGCUCUCCCCCGACUUCACACCUGACGAUCCCAUUCCCACCUCCGAUCCGAUUCCCAGCUCCGAUGAGGACCUUACUAAGCGCAAAGAGGCAAACAACGAGCAGCGUCGCGAGCUUCAGGAGCUUUAG